Gongylonema pulchrum is the source of this 744-nucleotide messenger RNA. Lineage: Eukaryota; Metazoa; Nematoda; Chromadorea; Rhabditida; Gongylonematidae. The record is from the annotation of a GenBank genome assembly.
AGUAGAGAAAUCGGUUUCAGUAGCAAUGAAGAAGCGCAGGGUCGUGAUUCCGACAACGUGCUAAUUGUAAGAGUGCCAGUUGAAAUCAAAGCACAGUUAUCGCUGGUCGGUAGAUCUACUCCGGAACAGCUUGAUUAUUCGAUCCGAAACAGAACUGCCGGAGCAGAAGCAAUUUUCGAUUCUGAAAUUGGCCCGGUUGUUAGUCAUUUAUAUCAGGUAAGCAUUCAUGGUGCAUCGCUGGAUAUCAUCUGGCCAAGUUUCGCUGAAAACGGGAGGCAUCUGCUGUACUUGAUUGAUGAACCACAAGUGAAUGAUGCGAGCAAAGUGAAAUGCCGUGUGAAACAGGCGCAAAAUGUGAAUCCGGAUAGUUUAACGCACAUCCCAACCCCAUCAGCGAUAAUCUAUGACGAGCGGAUGCCUAUGCAACCUUAUGAACGCGAUGGGCAAGUCCGCGAGCAGUACGACGACUUAAAAAUGAAGCAGCGGCGGAUCCGAGCUCGAUCUACCCAUAUCAUUCAACGCUUGGGUACCGCAAAGCCACAACAGCAAAUGAUCAUCGACGAGCGUAGAGCUCGAGCCAUUCAGACAAAAACUGACAUGAAACAAGCCGUUAAAAUGGCAAAGGCUGCCGGAAGAGCUAUUGAAUACAAAGGACCACUGAGUAGAGCUACCGUGGUAAGUUCCUUUAUUAUUACUAUUAUUAACAUUAUUAUUACUCUCAUUAUUAUUGCUAUUAUGCAGUAA